Messenger RNA from Carassius carassius (crucian carp), 1635 nucleotides. It is a transcript of the gene usp21, whose product is annotated as ubiquitin specific peptidase 21. The coding region runs from base 179 to 1393 and encodes 404 amino acids. The record is from RefSeq and is a predicted model, not a curated record. Gene Ontology annotation, molecular function: cysteine-type deubiquitinase activity. Gene Ontology annotation, cellular component: cytoplasm. The transcript is spliced from 13 exons. NCBI's taxonomy places the organism in Eukaryota, Metazoa, Chordata, Actinopteri, Cypriniformes, Cyprinidae. Gene Ontology annotation, biological process: protein deubiquitination.
AGCGACAGGACAGACAGGUGAACAGCAGGUGUAAUGAGAGCACAGUAACGCUUAUACACAUUCAAUUUGAGAUUGAUGUUUGGAUAGAAAGACUGACUCUCAUUGACCAUCAGUCGGAAAAUAAGUGGAGACCAUACUGUGUUUUGAAGGGAUCACUGGCAGGGCUGCAGACGUGAUAAUGCCAAGAGCUGAAUCCACUGCAAUGGACAACUCGUGUCAGGCCCUGUGCCGAAACUUAGUCACUCAAAAUGGCCUUCAGCCAGAAAACGUGGACAUUUCACAGUCUGUACUGUACACAUCCAUCAUGGGACUCCUGCUGGUGAAAGACAACGAGAAAGAGCUGCAACUGGGAAAUGGACAAGUUGGACUACGUAACGUUGGAAAUACUUGUUUCCUUAAUGCGAUCAUGCAGUGUCUCUCUCACACUCGUAGUCUUCGGGACUACUGUCUGAUGAGAACUUACCUUCAGGACAAACACUCCAACCAGGAACCUGUGCUUAUGAAUGAAUUCGCUAAAGUUUUGGCUGGCUUGUGGGAAUGUGAUGGUGGGGAAACCACAGUGAAUCCUGGGAAGUUUUAUCACGUCUUUAAAGAUUCAGUGCCUUACUUCAGUGGCUAUUGUCAGGAGGAUGCUCAGGAGUUUUUGCGGUUCCUCCUGGACAGGCUUCAUACAGAAAUUAACCGUCGUCCAUCCAAACGUCCUGCAGUUAUGGAAAUUAAGGAACCAACAUACACACGAUUCAGGAUUUCAGAGGAGGCCUUUGCAAUGUGGCAAAGGCAUCUUGACAGGGAUGACAGUAAAAUUGUUGAUUUGUUCUCCGGUCAGCUGCGCAGUUCUUUGCACUGUUCAGUCUGCUCUCAUUACUCCAACACCUUUGACGUGUUUUGUGACCUGUCACUCCCCAUCCCAAAGAAGAGUGAUUAUGGACGAACCGUCACACUGAGAGAGUGUCUAGACCUCUUUUCACAAGAGGAAAAACUUGAUCAAGAAAACUCCCCAAUGUGUGAGCGGUGUAACCGUUGCACUGAGAGCACAAAGAGACUGUCCAUCCAAAGGUUCCCUAGAAUCCUCGUAAUACACUUAAAUCGAUUUGCCAUGUCAAGGUACUCAAUCUCAAAUAGCACAGUGCCCGUGUCUUUCCCUCUGAAUGAGCUGGAUUUAGGGCCAUUUGGACCUGUUGACUGUGGUCCAGUGCUGUAUGAUCUUUAUGCAGUAUGCAAUCAUUCAGGCACAGUAAAUAUGGGUCACUACACGGCUGCUUGUCGAGAGGAGGAGGGCUGGUGCUACUAUAAUGACUCAUGUGUUGGUGAAAUAACAGAGGAGAAGCUUCAGUCCAAUCAGGCAUAUGUUCUCUUCUAUGAGCGCAAAAGCUUCAAUAUCACCAGGAAAUGAGGGCAGAGAGGGUGCUGUUAUGAGAGACUUCUGUAAUUAUCUGGCAAAUUUCAGAUACCACUGAAAAAAUGUUGCAUUGUGAUGUUGGGAGAAAGUGAAUGAGCUUGAAAAAUACUGGUCAAUUUACAUGAUUAAGUUUCAUUGUAAAUCCAUGAUAAUGAGGUAUUUUUACUACACUAAACAAUGUGUUUUAUUAACUCAGAAAAGCACAUUCUUUUAGAAAAACAUGCCUGUUGUAUAAA